GCAUUAGAGUUUCUGCUGCUGACGCUGCACCCUCUCCCACCACGCCCUCCUCCUUUUCUCAUCGUCUUUUCUCCUCCUUUUGGCAUCAUCUGCUCUCAUAUGAUCCGCUGCUGCUGUUGUGUUCCCUUUUAAUUCUCCUGGCGACCCCUCCCACCGCUGCAUGCAACCCGACCUGCAGGUGAGCAGUUCAGCUGCCGCUUCCUCCUUUUCUCUCUGACUCUCGGGAGGAGAACCUCGGUCAGGAGGACAGAAGAGGAACUCCAAAAAAAGCGCUUUAAGUUGUCUGGAGGAUAUUUGGAUGACCGUGCGGGACGCGGUCCUGCAUCGCGUCCGGAGAGCGCGUCUGGAUGUGAGGCUGAAGGCAGACGAGCUGCUGGUUUGAAGAGGCAGCGGUGUGGGCGUCAAGGUGAGCUGUCGGCUAUAUAAUGUAGGUUUUGUUUUGCUGCACUUAAAAUAAUGAAAAGCUGCUUUACAAGUGCUGCUAAUGUGUAGAAAUAGAAGAGAGUGGGUACAGCAGAAGAACGCUAAUAACACCGAGUUGUUGGUGUUGGUUAACAGAAUCAGUUCAGGACAUUUUACUCUAAGACUUGAAUAAAAAACAGAUAUUUUUACGUUUUUCUUCCCUCACCUUAUGAAUUUAAGUCUUCUUUUUUUUUUAACAGUAAAUAAAGUUGGUCUAAUUGAAACUGGACCUGGCAGGUUCUUCAUGAGUCUCUAACCAUUAUCUUCAGUUUUAUGAAAAGGGCUCAUUUAAAAACCCAAGUUUUAAUCAAAUGUAUCAUAACGAAGAAACUUAGCAAGAAAAAAGGAGGGAAACCACAUUUUGGGGGUAUCUUGCUCGAACUUUCUUACUCAUGUAGAGAUUAAAACAGAUAUUGUUCUGUUAAAUGACUGAUCCAGAGGUGAAGAUGAUGAAUGUGUUUAAUCUGUGGUUUUUAGAUUAACUUCUGAGCACUUUUAGAGACAAUACGUCACAUAAAUGAAGUGACCUCUUAAAAUUGAGGAUGUUAUUAAUAAAAAUAUGUAACUUUGCCUCAUAUACCCUGUGAAAUAUGAAUGAGAAGAGGUUGUAGGGCUGCGUAUUGUUUGGGAAAACUGAUAUUCUGAUAUUUGGGUAUUUCAAUGUGAGACAAAAACAUGUUUCUCUUACAUACAAACCUACGGACCCCUUUUGUUCUGAUCACACAGCUAAGUUGUUGACUUGGUCUGACUAAAAUCGCACUAAACUAGACUUGAUAAUCAGACUAACAUCCCUAGAUCGAUAUUCAGUACACACGCCUCCAUCGGACUGAGACUGGACUAAGUGUGCCAGACUUUGACCCAGACGUCGGGCAGCUGAAUGCACAACUAGGAAGCUGUGUUGUAAACAAAACCUCGACAGAAAAAAAUGACAGAUCUGUUAAGUUUAAGUGCAUCCUGUUAGUUUAAUAUUUAUAUGUUUGUUGAUUGUUUUGCUAUGUAGAUCGACCAGGAGACUCCUCAGUAGUAACGAGCAGAUUUUUGCCAAUAAAUCAAUUCUCAUCAAGCGCUAGUAGACAAUGAUUCAGAUUAAAUCACCUAAUGGAGCUGUAACUUUACUGUGCAUGGAAACACAUGAAGGUGUUGAUUCAGUUUUGAGGUGUUUUUGAAGAGAGAGCACCUGAUUACCGGGGAGCUAGUACCCUAAACCAUAACCCGAGUACCAUGCCUGCUCCUAAAUGACUUCACUGAACUUGGAGAGAUUUGGUAAAGCUGUAAAAAUAGACUGUCAGGGUCCAUCGCUCAUCAGCGUAUUAUUACUUUGACUAAACAGAUACAUCUAUUUAACCAUAUUAACAGACUGGGCAACAGCCUGAUUGUCACCACUUCACAAACAGCAACAGUCAGUGUGAUGAAAGACUGAGCGCCACCAAAACAGUCAGUAUGUUAACAUGUAUAAUUAAACCAGACUGUAGGUUAAAGCUCAGUUACAGGAUUCAACUGAACUCCUAUCACGUCAGUCUACAAGCACGGGUGAGAAUUGGCUUGUUGACAGAGUAUAUCCACUUCUAGGUGGCGAAAAUGACCCUUUUAAGUUCAUUAGACUGUCCCUGUCUCGGUCGACCGACGACCUCAUGUGCCAAAACAAUCAACAAACUGCCUCGUAAGAGGUUAACGGGUUGUAUACAGGGAUAACAGCUCUGUGCCUAUCAUGCGACAGUUUCGUCUUCUUUUACAUCUCUUCUUCUUCUUCUUCUGUUGAGGUUUUGUUUACUCUAGGUUCGUACGGUGCGUUUAGGCUGUUGAAUCAUCAGGUCAAAGUCUGACGUGCAAACUGUAGAGUAUGUGCAGAAAGCUCAGUCCAGUUUCAGUUUAAUUGAGACAAAAACAAGCAGGACAAAAUAAAAAAAUCCCAAAAUGCAAGGUAUGUUAGUCCAGCUAUGAGAAAUCUGAAUAUAUGUCUUUUAAUAGUUCAGUUUCAGUCAGAUAAACUCAAUGUACUGACUGUGUAAGAGCAGCCACAGUGUCCAGGCCUCCAUCCAACAACUGACACGGCAGGAUUAUCAGUAUGAAAGAAAUAACUGAUCAUUAAAAUACAUUAUCUUAGUUCGUCCUUGCAGUUUAGUGCAAAUGUUUUAACUGUGGUGAUGGAGAAAUACAACGUAUUGGAUGGCCAACAUAGUUAUAAAUCACUGCUGUUGAAAAAUAAACAGAUUAUAAGGUAAAAACUUCAAGAAAAAAAAAUCAAGAUCAGAAAAGGAUGGUGUUGGGAGUCAAAGCUGUAAGACAUCCACCAGGAUCAGAUUUGUUGGAGUAUGGAUUACAGACAUGUUCGGAUUAAGUUUCACUUGUUUGGUUUCUGUAGCAGUUGUUGUGCACGGAUGACGCUGCAGCCAUCACUGUUGUAUUUGAAUGUGGAUUAUGGUUUAUUUUUAGUGGCAUGCAUGUAAGGAUUUAAUCUGCACCACACUUUUAAAAUAGCUCCGCUGCGUUUUCUUACUUUUUUGAUUUGCUGCCUGUCUUGUUUAGAAAUGAUGUUUGAUUUUAACGAUAACCUGAUCACAGAUUUAAAGGCAUGUUUGAUGAAUUAAUUUAGAUGUCCUUCUUGUUUCCUCUGUUUCUCUGCUUCCAUUCAGUUAAUUAGAAGUCUCCGCCUUUGAGAGGUCAGUAAACCUGACAUGUUUACACCCAGCGAGACGGUAACCUGAGAUCCCGUCCUGUGGGAACACCAGGAUGCAUCCCACUGUGUUACACCUUUCAGGCAGGACGGGAGGGGGCAGACGUUGGAACCCCACCUCCACACUUCUGCUCUCUCUGUGUCUUGGCUUCCCGUCUUUUGUGGCGGCUUGCCCUCUGUACUGCCUGUGUGCCAGUGAUAUCAUUUCCUGCAGUGGUCGCAAUCUGUCCGUGCCGCACUUUGACCUCCCAAGCUAUGCCACACGGUUGGACCUGAGCCACAAUGCCCUCACUGCCCUGCCUGUCGACUGGAUUUCCCAACCGUUUGACGGGCUUGCUACCCUGAUUCUCAACAGGAACUACAUAAACCAAAUAGAAGUCAACGCUUUUGUUGUGACGCCACAUCUUCUCCAGCUGGACCUCUCCUUAAACAGACUUACAGUCCUGAACUCGUCCAUCUUCACUGGGCUGAAGGAACUGAAAGAACUGCUGCUGUUUGGCAACCAGAUCACCCAGAUUAACCCAGGGGCCUUCAGCAACCUCUACAGCCUAAAAAGGCUCUACUUCUCUGGGAACAGAUUGGAGGAUUUCCCUUUUAGUCUUUGGCAGGAACCUGAAGGACCUCGUAACCUGACCUUUCUGGAUCUUUCAAACAACAGGCUCUCGAAGGUUCCCGUUCAGAGCCUGCUGUCUCUCAGCCAGAAAAGCGGAAUUUAUUUGCAGGAAAAUCCUUUGCUGUGUGAUUGCGCUUUGCUAGCCUUGAUGGAGUACUGGAUGUGGAAGCAGUACCGCCCCAUGGUGGACUACAGGAGUGAAUUUCCAUGCAGAGACAAUGUGGGACAAGGGUCUAAAUGUAUCCAGCAGGUGGUGUCCAAUUUGCCCUUUGAGGAAAAGACUUAUCAAGUAGAGCCAGGAAAAUGGUUACGGGUGCCAUGUCCAGGGUUCGCUUCGCCAGUUCAGGAAGGGCAGGUGGUGUUCUGGGUCACCCCAAGAACUGUGGUGAAUUCUUCAACCAGUGAUCCAAAUUCUCGCUUAAAAGUUUUCCCCAAUGGCACCCUUGAAAUUCAGGGAGCAUCGAUGGAAGACUCUGGUAUAUUUGGGUGUGUUGCAGUGCGGGGACGCGACUACCAACCCACUGAGUAUCCAGAAAUCGGUGUGGUGGUUGGGAACUCGAGCGUUACCCCCUCCAGAGGCUUUACGCACCGAAGUGGUGCGGAGCACUUCAACACAGCGUUCACCACCCUGGCUUCCUGUGUGAUCAGCAUUGUCCUCGUGCUGCUCUACCUCUACCUCACUCCCUGUCGAUGCCGGGACAACCGAGGUGGUGGAGCAAGAAGGUGUGGUGGACGGGCCAUCAUCCUGUGUUCUGAUCCAAGAGAGGUGGAGUCAGAUCGGCGCACCAACGGAAAGAGGGUUGCGUUCCUGGAGCCUCAGACUGAGGACUUGACUGAUACCGGUAGCCCAAAACCACCAGCAUCGAACUUGGGUCAUGUUACCACAGAGGGGAUCCUCAAGAAUGGAAGUAGGACAGUGGGUCAGACCCUCACAGACCCUGCUCAAAUGGCAUAGCAGGGGUAGUUUUGCACAUUCCAGCUUUAUGAAGUCCGAACCCGUGACGUUUUUCACUGUUAGUACGCAAUGGACAAAUCCAUUUGAAGAGGAUUAGUUAAGUGUAAUUAUUGUAAAGUAGGUAGCUCUCUUGGGGUGGGUGUUUGGGUGUCUGAUGCAGAAAAUGCUGUCGUUUUGUAGGCUGAAUUUCAAUUAUGUCUUGUGUUUUUUAUAUGAAGCGUUCAUAUGGAGAUGUCCCUGUUAAUGAGGGAAAUUGUUACUGCAGAGAUCACAAGGAUCAUAUAUAUGUGGGUGGUGUUUUGAAUUACACUGGGAGGAAUAUUCACACAUAAUUUGAUAAACCGCCGGUGGCACUGAUGGUUAUUAUGCAGUCUGUAUAUUGUGAAUACUGCCAUCAAAGUAACCCCUGUUAUUUUUAACCAUCUGUGUCUGUGCUGUGUAGCCCAUCAUUGUCCAAAUGUUUCUGUUGUGUGUGAAAAUAUCUGACCUUCUAGGCUGUGCAGAUGAAACUGUGUCUGCUACAUUCCCAUUAAAUGUUUGAAUCAACUUUGUACCUGUAAAAGUUCCUUCCUAAAGAGCACAGGAAACAAUACAGGGUAAGAUAAAGACAUGCAUGCUGUAGUGUUAUAAGCAGUGGGAAAAUGUAGAUCCUCGCGUUAAGAUUUGGUGGAAAACCAUUAUAAAAGUCACUCAAAGUAUAAAAAAAUAAUCUGUGUCCUAAUAUUAUAAUAUUUAGUCAUGCAGAAAUUGGAUUUGUCAGGAUAAGGUUAGCAGUGGCAAGAGUAUGUCCGCCCAAAUCAGUGGGGAUGAAUUUAUAUACAGAACUGACUGGAUUUUAUGAGUUUUUCUCCGGAAACACAUUUUAAAAAUAAGCUUAUGUCCUAUUCAGGGAUAGCAAUUGAACCCUUUGAGGUUAGAAUAUCGUCGUGUUGACAAUAUCAGCUCUAAAAAUAGAAUAAAUAAUGAAGCCACUUAUUAUAAAAUCCACUGAGAUCCCAGAGUUCUGGCUCUAUGUUUCUGCCACAUCCACUUUUCUAUCGCGCAGAGGUAAUUUGUGACUAUGCUGGACUAUGCCACCAUCUUUAAGUCUAUUGACCAAUUAGAGGCUGUAUCUGAGAUCAGCUGACCCUUAUUUACUAUCAGGACAACUUUGGUGUCAGUGCACCAAUAGGGGAUGCCGCAAGGGGAUGCAGCCCUCGCACCUUUAAUCAGAUGCUUCUAUUUCACACAUGAUUAUUAAAUUUAAUAAAACUGUCAUUUCAUUUUAAGAUAAAGAAACUGUUAUUCUCGAAACGUUAAAAUAAUCUUUUAUUUAACUACAGCUGUUAGUUUUGUGGAAACACUGGAUUCAGACAUUUAUAAAGAUAGCUGAGACGGACCAAAUUUGGCGCCCCCGUGUGGACAAAGCAGUCUUUCCUCAUCUCCUCUACUUGUUUCACUUGUGACCCUUGACAAUAAAAUCUCACCCUGCUGAGUUUUCACAGUCGACUGUAUCAUUUAUUGUGAGUAUUUUACAUAGUUAUUGUAAAAUCUGCUGUUUUUGCUGCUGCUCAGCCGACACCUACCCCCUCCCACAGUUUUCAGGCAUUAAAAAUCGGGAUGUUAAAAUGAUCAAUCUUGUUGCUGAUGGUUUUGUCUGCUUUCAGUUAUAAUAAAAAGGCCGCAAUAUAAA
Xyrichtys novacula (pearly razorfish) is the source of this 6376-nucleotide messenger RNA. NCBI's taxonomy places the organism in Eukaryota, Metazoa, Chordata, Actinopteri, Labriformes, Labridae. The record is from the annotation of a GenBank genome assembly.